AUGCAACACGAACCUCCUUCUCGUCCUCAUCAUGGCGCUGCCAACCAUCAUGCUUCUUCUGACCAUGAUGCCGAUUCUCCUCCUCCUCAGCCCGAUUCUACUAUCUCUUCUGUGUUUCACUACAUCAGUGGUCGCCAUGAGUCGUACUCUGACGAGGAUAUUGCACUGGUUCACGAGAUCGUCACCCUCGGAGAAUCCCUGUACCCAACCCUCCCGGAGCGCGAGCGUCUUCCGACCAAUGCUUUGUUCCUUGCCGCCGAAGACGUCCUUCCCCGACAUGGCCUUGAUCCCGAGAACACGCCGCCUCAUAUCGCCCGGCUCAUCUUUAAGAUCGGAGGGCAGCGAUCUGGGAACACACUCAGCGAUAAGUUUCGUGCUGUCCUAGGGGGACUUGGCAUCCAACUUGAAUUUGUCCCGAGUAGCCCUCCGGCAAGACCCGACUCCCGCGCCUCAUUUGCGCUGAGUUACACAAAUACAAGCGAUUUGCACACGAAUAGCAACCAGGAUUUCGAACCUUCACGCGAGACUUAUGCAGAUCAACGAGACGGUGGAAGAGACCCUGGCCGACCAGAGAACGGUCAUGACGAAGCUCGGAUCCUUUCCGCCGUUGAACCCUUCACGGCAUCUCGACUUCGAUCUGGACCUGGAUCUCGACCAUUUCAGCUGCCCAUACAGCCUGGCGCAGGAUCCCUUCCUGUGGUUGACGUGGAUGCCGGCGUCCUUGAGCGGAAGUUGCAACAGCUGAAGAUGCAGGAGGAACGAGAACUCGUCCAGGAUGUUUUAAGCAUCUGGCGUGCAACUACUUUCCAAACGAAGCGAGUCAACGACGAGCUAAUGUCUAUCGCCGUCGAGUAUGAUAACAAUGAUCUACUUGGCGAGGUGCUCGAUAUUUGGAACGAAGAAGCGGCGGCGGCGGAACAGCUGAGGCUCGAGGCCGAAAGGGCUGCGGAACACGAGGCAUACGUUGAAAGGAUGGAGAGACGAGCCACCAGAGUGUAUGAGAUCUUCACGAUCCACACCGUGUUGGCCGAAUGGCAGGAGCGAGCGCAAGAAGAGCUCGACCGGACGGCAGUAGCACGGAGGCAUCUAGUGAGGAAGCGGACAUUUGAGGGCUGGCACGCACAGCACAUCAAAGACCAGACCAAGGUCAAGAACUUCAUCCUAAACAAUGUUCUCCAGAAAUGGAGCCAAGUCGCCCUGCAUCACGAGGUUCGCCGAGAAGUUGCCGUGCAAUGGCACCAGCAGGAACUCUGUAAGCGGAGCUUCCACACAUUGUGGCAAGAAACAAAAGAGCGUGCUGCAGAUGAGUUCUACGCUGUUGGUCUUGCUAGCCACUGCCUCAGCAUCUGGGUCAACAAGGCGUGCGAGAUCCAAGAUGAAUACCAGGUGGCUGUGGCAUUGGACGAGAGACUCGUGCUCGAUGAGGCGGUUAACAUCUGGCUCGAAGAGGUCGACAUCCAACAGUACAAUGCCUACGAAUGUACGCGGCAGUGGCUUGUCCAGGGUUGUCGAAGAGAUCUGGAUUAUUGGCAGGAGCAAGCUAGGCUCUCGGCCUUGUUGAAGCAGCACAACGCUAAAGAGGAGCAAGCCCUGAAGCGCCGGGUGCUAGAAGCACUAAGCAUAGCCCUGCGAAAGGUGAAGCGUGACACCGCAGUUGCCGACGCUUUCCUGCUUACAGAGCCAGUCGACCAUUGGGAGCGGGAGAUGAGGCUGAAACUUUUUCUAGAGCGCGACGAGCUUGAAAUGAAGGCCGCGGUUCUCGAGCACUGGGCUCUCGAGGAGAAGCUUGCUUGGUACAAGGGGCAUUUGGAGACAAGAAACAAACGGCAGACCCUCAACACACUGUUCGCCGCCGCCCGGCAAGCCCGCGGCGAGCGAGAACGACAUGAAGAAGAGGCUGAUUACGUCGACGCAUAUUAUACCCAAACCGAGGUGCUUGACACUUGGAUCGAAGGAACCGACCAGAUGUGGAAGCACCGGCAAAAUGCCAACCUUGUGAAUCUCUACCGCACAACCCGGCCGUGCAUCGACCAUUGGCGGGAAAGGUGCCAACAGAGCCAAGCCCGUGACGGGUUCUACUGGAAACGAGCGGAGAAGCACAGGGCCAGAUCCAUCGUCUCUGCCGUGCUGGAGAAGUGGCCAGCGGUAGCUGAAACGGCGCGGAGGGAGCGAAUGAUGACCUCGCUACGUCAGUUUCGACGGAAAUACAAAGUUGAACUGGCACAAGAGUGUCUUGGCAAGUGGUUAGACGCCACUGUGGAUGCCCUCGAUGCUCAACACGACGCACGGCAGACAAACCUCCACUACAAACGGGAGGAUCUCAACGAGUGUCUGGAUCUAUGGAAUCAAGCGGCGAAAAGAGCGGAGGGUAUUCAACAGAUUGCCGCCGACGCUGAAGUCGAAGUCUACUGUGUGAAGUGGCAAGCGCAGCUCCAGGAAGCGAAGGAGAAUAUGCAAGACGCCAUCGAAUACGACGCAGAGCAGACCCGGAAGCGUUGCUGGGAGAAGUGGGAGUUUCAGAAUCUGCAAAAUGAGAGCAAGCGUCACAUGGCUGCCACACUGCAGGAGAAGAAUGAACGGCGCGUUUGCCGCCGGAUUCUCGCUGAAUGGCAACAAAAAGCGGUGCCUGAAGCAGCAGCACGCAAUGAUCUCCGCCUGAGCACUCUCUCGGCUCGGCGCAGCGUCCGGCAGCAACUGGCUCGGCCAUCUACAGCCACAACAGGCUUCUACACAGCAAGUCAGCUGGCUACUCUCCGCCCACGCGACUCUGUUUCGUCCCUCGGACCCAUGCCCGAGUUCGACGAUGAACCUCUGAUGCCCGACCCGGAUGACCCUGGUGUUAUGAGUACACCGACGAAAUGGACAGGGAGCACACGGGUCUUGGGUUAUCGUCCAACGUCGACGCCUUCGGCGAUCUUGCCUUCGCCCUACGAAAGGGAGCUGAGACGACAAUAUGGUGCUUCGGCCUUGAAAGCCAGGGUGGGUUUCGCCGACAUCAACGAGGAUUCGGCUGAGGACUUGUAUAGAUGA
Messenger RNA from Thermothelomyces thermophilus ATCC 42464, 3030 nucleotides. RefSeq lists its product as uncharacterized. The coding region runs from base 1 to 3030 and encodes 1009 amino acids. The transcript has 2 exons. NCBI's taxonomy places the organism in Eukaryota, Fungi, Ascomycota, Sordariomycetes, Sordariales, Chaetomiaceae. The record is from RefSeq and is a predicted model, not a curated record.